CACAAAUCCAGCUAUAAAAAAAAAAAAAGAGCAAGAGAUAGAGAGAGCAGAGAGGGAGAAGAAUUGAAUCAGAAUAUUUUAGCCAAACCAACAAUUGGAGAAGGUAGGAGAGGAGGAUGCCUUGCAUGAACAGGUGAGGGAGGUUGAAAUCGGCGAGUUCGGUUUUUCUGGUAGGGGAAAUCGCUGUAAUGGCGACGCCAUUUUCCGGUGUGGACGGAGGCGCUGGCGGCGUUGCGGUAAUGGCAGGUCCACUGAACCCAAUCGAUCCUUCCACGCCGUCCAAGUCUUGCCUCAAGAAUUCCGUACUCAAGUCCCCCAUACUCAUAUUUCUCUUCUUCCACAAAGCUAUCCGGUCGGAGCUCGACGGCCUCCACCGCGCCGCCAUGGAUUUCGCCACCAGUGGCGGAGAUAUUAAACCUCUGCUGGACAAGUAUCACUUCCUCCGUGGGAUUUAUAAGCACCACUGCAAUGCUGAGGAUGAGGUCAUCUUUCCGGCCCUUGAUAUACGUGUGAAGAAUGUCGCUCGGACUUACUCCCUAGAACACGAGGGGGAGAGUGUUCUCUUCGAUCAGUUGUUUGAGCUACUGAAUUCAAGCAUACAAAAUGAAGAAAGCUAUCGGAGAGAGUUGGCUUCUUGUACUGGAGCCAUUCUAACAUCAAUAAGCCAGCAUAUGUCAAAGGAAGAAGAGCAGGUCUUCCCGCUGCUAAUUGAGAAGUUCUCAUUUGAAGAGCAGGCUUCACUUGUGUGGCAGUUUCUCUGCAGCAUUCCUAUUAAUAUGAUGGCUGAGUUUCUGCCAUGGCUUUCUUCCUCAGUGUCAUCUGAUGAGCACCAAGAUAUGCGUAAGUGCCUGUCCAAGAUAAUACCCGACAAGAAGCUUCUUCAGCAGGUUAUUUUCACCUGGAUGGAGGGGAGAGAACCCACUGAUGUUUGCAAGAGUCGUGAAGCCAUUUCACAUUCCAAAACCUGGUCACAUGUUUCAGGAUUACCGGAACCAAUUGUUACGAGAGAGAUUCAUUAUGCAUGUGAAGCAUCUGGAAAUGGUAAAAGGAAAUAUAUGGAGCUAAGUUCUAAUGUUGUUGGUUCAACCAUGCCUCAUCCCAUUGACGAAAUUUUGCUCUGGCAUAAUGCAAUUAAAAGAGAGUUGACUGACAUAAGUGAGGCAGCUAAGAAGGUACAACUAUCUGAAGACUCUUCUGAUCUCUCUGCAUUCAACAAGAGACUGCAAUUCAUUGCAGAAGUUUGUAUUUUUCACAGUAUUGCUGAGGACAAGGUUAUAUUCCCUGCCGUAGAUUCCGAACUGUCUUUUGCUCAGGAGCAUGCCGAAGAAGAAAUUCAAUUUGACAAACUCAGAUGCCUUAUUGAAAGCAUUCAAAAUGCUCGGGCCAACAUAUCACUCACCGAGCUUUAUGGGAAGUUUUGUGCGCAAGCUGAUCACAUAAUGGACACCAUACAAAAACAUUUUAAAAAUGAGGAGGUUCAGGUUCUCCCACUAGCUCGAAAGCAUUUUAGCGCAAGCAGACAGCGCGAGCUUCUUUACCAGAGCUUAUGUGUGAUGCCUCUGAAAUUAAUUGAAUGUGUUUUGCCGUGGUUGGUGGCAUCACUCACUGAACAGGAAGCAAGAUUGUUUAUCCAAAAUAUUUAUCUGGCAGCACCAGCUUCAGAUUCUGCAUUGGUUACUCUAUUUGCUGGUUGGGCAUGUAAAGGUCGUUCUGGAAAUGCUUGCUUGUCUUCAAGUCCCCUAGAUGGUUGUCCUGCAAGAACCAAAACCAAUGAUCUUAGACAACCAUGCUGCAAUUGCAACGCUGUUUCAUCACCAGAUCAGAAGCCAUUUGUUGAUGGCCAAAUAGAGAAAGUAGACUGUGGAAGAAGACCAGUCAAGAGGCCAAACUCUGUUUUGCAUGGCGAGAAUGGUUCUUGCCUAUCUUCUGGGGCUCCUGGUCAUCUCCACCAAUCAUCUACAAACGGCUCGUCGUGCUGUGUGCCGGCUUUAGGAGUCAAUAGCAGUAGUCUAGGAAUUAGUUCUCUUGCUGCAGCAAAAUCUCUUCGCUCUUUAUCUGUUAGUCCUUCUGCUCCCUCUCUUAAUUCUAGUCUCUUUAACUGGGAAAUAGAUGUAAGUCCCUCGGAUACCGCCUGUGCAUCACGCCCUAUAGAUAACAUAUUUAAAUUUCACAAAGCCAUCCGCAAAGACUUGGAGUAUUUGGAUGUUGAAUCGGGGAAGUUAUGUGAUGACACUAGCGAACCCUUGCUUAGGCAAUUUACUGGUAGGUUUCGCUUGCUAUGGGGGUUAUACAGAGCACAUAGCAAUGCAGAGGAUGAUAUAGUAUUUCCAGCAUUGGAGUCUAAAGAGACGCUUCACAACGUUAGCCAUUCCUAUACACUGGACCAUAAGCAGGAGGAGAAACUGUUUGAAGAUAUCUCAACCACACUAUCUGAGCUCACACACCUCCAUGCACACUUGAAGAGAAGCAGGCAUUGUGAUAAUUUAUCAGGAAAUCUUUGUGGUGCUUCCGACUGUGAAGAUACAGUUAGGAAGUACAAUGAGCUUGCAACGAAGCUUCAAGGCAUGUGCAAAUCCAUAAGAGUAACACUGGAUCAACAUGUUUUCCGAGAAGAACUGGAGCUGUGGCCAUUAUUUGAUAGACACUUUUCUGUGGAGGAGCAGGACAAAAUUGUUGGUCGAAUUAUUGGUACUACUGGUGCUGAGGUGCUUCAGUCAAUGCUGCCAUGGGUAACAUCUGCUCUUACUCAGGAAGAGCAGAACAAAAUGAUGGACACUUGGAAGCAGGCAACCAAAAACACAAUGUUUAGUGAGUGGCUAAAUGAAUGGUGGGAGGAAAAUUCUAAUGCCACUCAUAUAACUACAUCAGAAAGUUGCCUAUCCCAGGGUGCUGAUAUCCAUGAAAGCGUGGACUGCAGUGAUAAUAAAUUUAAACCUGGAUGGAAAGAUAUUUUUCGGAUGAAUCAGAAUGAGCUUGAAGCAGAAAUUCGGAAGGUUUCUCGAGAUUCAACUCUUGAUCCUAGAAGAAAAGCUUACCUUAUUCAAAAUCUUAUGACAAGUCGGUGGAUAGCAGCCCAGCAAAAGUCACUUCAGGCAGAAUCUUCAAAUAGUGAAAACUUGGAGUGCUCUCCUUCAUUUCGUGAUCCAGAUAAAAAGGUUUUUGGAUGCGAGCAUUACAAACGGAAUUGUAAGCUUCGUGCAGCUUGCUGUGGCAAGUUAUUUGCGUGCCAAUUCUGCCAUGACAAAGUGAGCGACCAUUCUAUGGACAGGAAGGCAACAACUGAGAUGAUGUGCAUGCAAUGCCUGAAAAUUCAGCCUGCCGGGCCUGUUUGUGUCACACCUUCCUGUGACGGGUUCUCUAUGGCGAAGUAUUAUUGCAGCAUCUGCAAAUGUUAUGAUGAUGAUAGAAAUGUAUACCAUUGCCCAUUCUGCAAUCUAUGCCGUGUUGGGAAGGGCCUUGGUAUUGAUUUCUUCCAUUGCAUGAAGUGCAAUUACUGCCUUACCAUAAAGUUGGUAGACCAUAAAUGCCUGGAGAAGAGCCUGGAAACAAAUUGCCCAAUCUGUUGUGAUUUUUUAUUCACAUCAAGUUUGAGUGUGAGAGGCCUUCCAUGUGGACAUUUCAUGCAUUCGAGCUGCUUUCAGGCAUAUACUUGCAGUCAUUACAUGUGUCCGAUUUGUAGCAAGUCAAUGGGAGAUAUGUCGGUUUAUUUUGGGAUGCUUGAUGCCCUAUUGGCUUCUGAGGUGCUACCUGAAGAAUACAGGGAUCGUUGUCAGGAUAUUCUGUGCAAUGACUGCGACAAGAAAGGAAGUGCACCGUUCCAUUGGCUUUACCACAAGUGUGGUUCCUGCGGUUCCUACAACACCAGGGUGAUUAGGACCGAUUCCAACUGCUCGACCCCAAGUCAGAGGCAGAGCGAGUGAGAUCGGCUGGUACCAAACGUUCAAUCGGCUUUACCGCAUGUGGAGGUUCCUGCAACACCAGGGUGAUUAGGACCAAUUCCGACGGCUCGACUACAAACCAGAGACAGAGCAAGUAACAGAGCCAGUAUCACUUCUAACAUAUUUCCUCCGUCCAAUAUAGGUGUGUAUAUAUACUCCACGAUUUUUACAACUUGAUUGUACAUUAUAACAACCACUACUUCUAUUCCCUGAGAACUUCUACCACCGAAGUCCAUCAUCCUUCCCCACCUGCAUAAGUUUUUGAACCAGUUUGAGACAGGUGGGUGAGGCGGUAUGAGUAGCUGAUAAUUGGACUUCUGUUAGUGUCCUGUUUUCUGAUAUUAAAAGCAUUUUUCAUUACCUGAAAAUGAAUGAGCAUGGGAUGAUAAUAUAAAACACAAUGCUGGCGAUUCUGCAGAACUGGAAUUCUUUCCGCAGGUUAACUCCUAUAGUCCUAUUCGACUCUUCUUCGUUGCUUCAAUUUGUGAGGUUUUAUCCGAUAAUCGUUCUUCGAUGCACUUCAAAUUUUCUGUCAAUAUCUGGAGCUUGGGGGGACUCUUCUUGCUUGUGAAUCAAGACGGGAACUUGGGAUCACCUUGCAUGGUUGGUUUCCAAGUGUUUAUAUUUCUUUCACCUACCUUAAACGUCAGUUAUGCAAUCGAGCUAACAUUUGCAACAAUCGAACUUGCUAGUAACUAAAGGAAAGUAACUCGAUUCUACUAUAAAUCCAGCGUAUCUCAGCGUCCAGUUGUGCAACACCACGAUUGUCUAGCAAUUACAACUAUCCGAUAGCCAAAUGCGUACGCUUUAGUGUAAACAACCCACCCAAGAUCUUUAUGAAGCUGCAUCUCAUAAAACAGCUAGCUAGGGCACAGAGUGAAGUGCUUGCAGCAGCAGCAAAACCUUUAAGCGCAGUAUAUAGACGAGCAAUAAUUCGUUUUCGUAACCUUAUAGACUAUUAGUCAUUUUCUUUCCGUCGAGCGCCAAUUAAUGGAGGAUCCAGGACACUCUUUUCAUUCUUCUUCACAUCGGAUUUACAGAGGUGGCUUAAUCCAAACUAGGUGCUUCUUCAGUUGGAUUGGACUCGAAAACAGAUUCACCAGGUUCUUCCAAAACAUCCCCUGUCUGGGUGGACUCUUUGUAUGCCGGAGUGUCCUUGAAAUCAGUCGCUCCUUCGUUGUAUGUAGCCACAGCAACGCCACAGGCUAUCAACUGCGCGUAAAAUGAGAAUUGAGCAAACCAAUCGGACAAAGAUCCAUACUUGGGUCUCUCUCCAACUACAACUCAAGUUAUAGGGAUCAACCAAAUUCCGAGAAAACAAUACCCAGAGCCCACAAAUACUCGACGGCGAAGCCGAGAGUAUCCCACUGCGGGCCUUCCCAGAAGUCCUUUUCGUCCCCUGGGAGCUUCGGCAUCACAAAACCGUCGUCAACAACACUACUAUUGCUUAAACCAGCGCUGCUCUCAACGCCGUCUGGGGAGGAGCCGAACUCGACCGGAUCAGAGGUCGUGUUCCGUUUCUCCCCCAACUUCUCGGUGGUUUUGAUGGAGCCCCGCCGACCCUUGGCGGAGACUAUGUGGAGGAGGUGAGAUCUCCUGGGGGAGAGCGGCAGGGGAAGCCGGACGCCACCACGGUGGGGGAAGUAGUUAGACGACUUAUGGCGCUGUACGGAGGUGGCUGCGGAGAUAGCUCCGGCACCAUUGCCGCCGCUGGCGACGAAGGUAGACAUGGGAUGGGAGCGGAUUUCUGGAUUGAAGUUUGAGGCUGUGGAGAGGUUUUGAGUGGGCAGUGGGGUUCUGGAUGUGGCUACCAUUGGCGGGUAUUGAUCCUUUUUUGUUAUCUUCGUUCUGACACGUCGGCCCUUUUUCUCUUUAUUAAUUGUUUUUCGUUGAAUUUCCUUUUUAUUAGAUCUUCCUGAUUUUUUUUUAUUUGCUUGUGAGUUGU
Molecule: messenger RNA, 5883 nt
Organism: Linum tenue
Lineage: Eukaryota; Viridiplantae; Streptophyta; Magnoliopsida; Malpighiales; Linaceae
Source: the annotation of a GenBank genome assembly